Messenger RNA from Symbiodinium natans, 609 nucleotides. Lineage: Eukaryota; Dinophyceae; Suessiales; Symbiodiniaceae. The record is from the annotation of a GenBank genome assembly.
AUGCAGACCAGCCAAACCAGCAGCAACAAGUACUUCAGCCCAGGAGUGCUGCCGGAAGGCCUGAAUCGAGUAGGAAUGCCUUCGAUCCUCAUGUGGCUGGGAAAGGAGAGGCGGGCAGAGGUGUUCGCAGACUUUCUGAACCGGGUACCGAAACUGGCAAAGACCGAAGCAGAGUCGACCGUCCUGGGCCGUGGUUUUCACACGGUUCACGUGUACACCUACCACAGCUCCGACAGCCAUCUGCUUGAGCUCAUUGUUUGUGUUAUUGUGUUUCCGCUUUCCAUAACUGCCUGUGUUGUGCUUUGGGAAUGCAAAAAGAAAAGGGACGAAGCGAAAGUUCAAAAGAUUUUCGCAGAGCUCUAUGAAUUUCAUCUUGCGCAAGAGCGGGCAGCAGAGAGGGGCGAGGCUGUCAGCCAAGCCCCCGAGCCAAAUGCAGAGUCCGGUUCCGAUGUGGUGCACUCAGUGCACUCAGUGCACGAACUCUGCCAGAAGUCGAAGUCCUCGCCUCUGCUCCACUGCGAGGCGGAUUCAUGCUCCGAGACUGAAUCGGCUGAAUCCAGCUCAUCUGACGAGGGCGGUCCAUUGAACUCCCAUCAGGCGAAAGCAUAG